Messenger RNA from Archocentrus centrarchus (flier cichlid), 3362 nucleotides. RefSeq names its product spire-type actin nucleation factor 1a (gene spire1a). The record is from RefSeq and is a predicted model, not a curated record. The coding region runs from base 149 to 2560 and encodes 803 amino acids. The transcript has 19 exons. Gene Ontology annotation, biological process: Golgi vesicle transport; polar body extrusion after meiotic divisions; actin nucleation. NCBI's taxonomy places the organism in Eukaryota, Metazoa, Chordata, Actinopteri, Cichliformes, Cichlidae. Gene Ontology annotation, molecular function: microtubule binding; actin binding. Gene Ontology annotation, cellular component: cell cortex; cytoplasmic vesicle membrane.
GGUUGGCUGUGGCUCAGUAUGAACCGUUGGUGCUCCGCGGCCACAUCGACUAUAUAGAUAACACCUGGCUGACGGAGCACACUGCAUCUUAUCAUGUAGCUCAGCAGCUCUGGGACUUUUACCUGACAAACCUGUUAGUUUUUCUUUAAUGUUAUGCGUUCAGAAUGAUGUGAGGAUGGCCAAGCGACCGGGGACUGACGACGGGAUGGUGACUUCGCCCACCGUUCUCCGGAAUUUCGCCGCCGAUUUGAGCAUCGGAGAUAUGAACGUUGACUGCGCCGACGGAGCCGAGGAGAUCUGCUUGGAAGAAAUACUGUCUUUGUACAGCCAGCCGAUAAACGAGGAGCAGGCAUGGGCAGUGUGUUACCAGUGCUGUCGGACUUUAGCACAGAAACACCGGAGGAGAAGCUCCAAGUCUGCCGGUGUCUCAUCGGUCGAGUAUCCGAGGAGGAUUGAGGGACCCGGGAAUGUGACGCUCGGGAGAGACGGCACUGUCAAACUACACUUUGAAGACAGCGCAGAUAAAUUCCACUCAGCCCCAACGUCACUGGAGGUUAUCGACUCACUGGGUGUCAUGAUCUACAAAGCUCUAGACUAUGGCCUCAAAGAAAGCGAAGAGCGUGAGCUCAGCCCGCCGCUGGAGCGCCUCAUCGACAUGAUGACAAACACUGAGGAAACGGAGAGUGACACCUGUCCCGACGAGGGCUACGAGGCCACAGAAGAGGAGGAUGAAUGUGAGGAAGAGGGGGAAGAAGAGGUCAUCGUGUCUGCUACCUCCAGCAGUACGGUCAGCAGCAUCCGGAGCUAUCGAGACGUCAUCAUGCUGUGUUCUUCCCACCUGCCCAGUCCUUCAGAUGCCCCGAACCAUUACCAGGCCGUGUGCCGGGCUCUCUAUGCUGAGAGCAGAGAACUACGCACUUUUUUAGAGAAGAUCAAGAGUGCCAAGGAGAACCUUCGGAAGAUGGAAGGUGAGACUCAGGAGGAACCUGUUAAAGACCUCAAUGAGCUGCAAAAUGCUGAUUGGGCACGGUUCUGGGUGCAGGUGAUGAGAGAUCUAAGAAAUGGUGUAAAGCUGAAGAAGGUCCAGGAGCGCCAGUAUAACCCGCUACCCAUAGAGUACCAGCUCACGCCCUAUGAAAUGCUCAUGGAUGACAUCCGCUCAAAACGUUACAAGCUGCGAAAAGUCAUGGUGAAUGGAGACAUCCCUCCACGGUUAAAGAAGAGUGCACACGAGGUCAUUCUGGAAUUCAUCAGGUCACGACCUCCUCUCAACCCUGUCUCGGCUCGCAAACUCAAACCACACCCUCCUCGUCCCCGGAGCCUUCACGAGCGACUGCUAGAGGACAUCAAAGCCGAAAGGAAGCUCAGGCCCGUUUCACCUGACAUGAUCCGCAGGAACCGCCUGGUCAUGCGACCCCUUAGCAUGUCUCACAGCUUUGACUCAUCAGGUGCAGGGAAAAGCAUCAGCACUCCUCAGGACUUGUUCCGCAGCUCAGACACUCCUGAUGCACAGAGGAAGUUGACUGGCAGCACCCAUUCUCUGUCCAGCACCAUAGCGGGACCAAAUCAGGGUGGAGCGCAGCCACUUAGCCAGAGAAAGAGGUUGCUUAAAGCCCCCACACUGGCAGAGCUGGACAGCUCAGAAUCCGAUGAGGAACCCACACGGACCAACUCCAGCAUGUCCUCAUCUUUGAUAGAAGACACAUCUCCUGAAUCUGUCAUAGGCACGAAGGCUCCUCCAAAGUUCCUGCCUGUCUCCGCCACCCCACAGCCAGACAAGCGACAGUCUUCACAGAGGCGACACUCCAUCGAGAAGGAGUCCCCUACCAGUGUCCGGCCUUUUGUACCGCCAUCCAGACAAAGCUCCAAGUCUUUGGUGGAAGCCGGCAGUGGCGCUCAGGGCUCGGAGGAGUUCUGUUAUCCGGUGGAGUGUUUGGCUCUGACAGUGGAGGAGGUGAUGCACAUCAGGCAGGUGCUCGUCAAGGCGGAGCUAGAGAAGUUUCAACAAUACAAGGAAGUCUACAACGCUCUCAAGAAAGGAAAGCUUUGCUUUUCUUGCAGGACAAAAAGGUUCUCCCUCUUCACCUGGUCCUACACCUGCCAGUUCUGUAAAAGGCCUGUUUGUUCCCAGUGUUCUCACAAGAUGCGGCUGCCGUCCAAGCCCUAUUCCACGCUGCCUGUCUACUCUCUGGGUCCCAGUGCUAUGGUUAAAGAAGGCUCGGGUGCAUCUUCUGCCCCAGUUGAGCCAGAAAAGCAACCGUUUGGGUCUGGACACAGCCGGCACAGUCUACGCAGAAGGUUGUCCAGGCACGGUAGCAGCAAAGAUGGGCGGUCACUGGAUGAGCCGGAGUUUCCCAAGGAGCUGACUGAGGACUGGGUCACCAUGGAGGUCUGUGUGGACUGCAAAAAGUUCAUCACGGAGAUCAUCACCUCCAGCAGGCGCAGCCUGUGUGUGGCCACCAAGCGGGCCCGACUCAAUCGCAAAACCCAGUCGUUCUACUUGUCGUCGUCUAACUCUGUCAACUUCAGGCCUUCAGAGAGAACCAUCAAUGAGGUGUAGACCACUGGACUGCUCGGUGCACCUUUAAGCUUAUUUUCAAUUAAAAAAAACAAAACAAAAAAUGCCCCCACAGCAAUGUGUAUAUUUAAAGUGGAGAUUUGCAAAGGAGUGACCAUGUGGCCAGUCCAUUCCAAGCUUAAGCUAGUAAAGUUUUAUACUUUCUCCCCCUCUCAGGAAAAGUGUCGUUGGUCACAACUGGUCAGGACUCAGUAGUGUCUGCCAGGUAACAGAGGCCAGCCGCAUCGCUGACAUUUCAAGUUAUACUGGAUAAAAAGAGCUGCUGAAGUCACCGUUGUGAGCCGGGUAAGGGCGGUUGGGAGCGAAUGACACAGAAAGCCAAAAGAUGCAGUGGUAUCAUGUAAAUAGUUCAAAGGCCCAGUCAUAAGUUUUCCAGUUCCUGUUUACUUCUAGCACUCAGGAAGAACAACCGAUUGUCUUUUGACAGAAAUGCACUGUAGAUCCUCCCGUCAGGUCUGCUGGGGUAGAUCUCUGCCAGUCCCUGCCCCUCUCUUAUUCUUCCAGCAACACUUAUGCCAAAAGCUACGUCUUUCUUUCUUUCUUUCUUUCUUUUUUUUUUCUUUUUUUUUAGUUAAAGCCAGUUUAAAUGUAUAUUUGCUAUGCUCUCAUGUAGCUGAGACAUCACAUUGAGGGGUUUAAAAAAAAGUAGCCAAAUAAUUUUUCUGGGUGGGUUUUAGUAUUUAGUUAAAAUGUAUAUUCUGUGCCUGGUGCCAAAAUGUAAUUUCUUUUUCUGAAUGCCUUUUGUAGUUAUGGACCUACUGUACAUAUGUAUGAUAAACUAAAA